AUGAUAUAAGAGAAAAUAUAGUUUAACAAGCUGUAAGAUGUUUUAAAAUCAUUUUUAUCGCUUCACACUGAAAUCGAGAUAAAUCUGAAAUUCAAAGAAAUAGGAGAUUUAGGAACCUAAAGUUUAUCAUCUGCCUUAAUAAACUGCACUAAUCUAUAAAAAUUGACACUUGAUCUAAGAGUAAAUAAGAUUAAAGACGCUGGAGUAUAAAAAUUAGCAUCUGCUUUCAUAUAAUGCGCAAAUCUUUCAAGUCUUUUUCUCUACUUAAGUUCCAAUUAAAUUGGUUCAAAUGGUGUACUAGGAUUAUGUUCUGUUUUAGCUGGCUGUAAAAGUAUCUCAAACUUGGAACUUGAUCUUUAUUCCAAUUAAAUUUGUGCAAAUGGUGCUACAAGCCUAUGUUCUGUUUUAUUAAAUAAAACUAACAUGAUAAACGUAAUUCUCAAUAUAAAUUCGAAUAAAAUAUAGUCUAAGGGAGCAUCAAAUUUAUGUUCUGGUUUAGCAGAAUGUACUAAACUCUCAAAUUUAAAAACUUUGAAACCAAUAUUUUGA
Molecule: messenger RNA, 549 nt
Organism: Tetrahymena thermophila SB210
Lineage: Eukaryota; Ciliophora; Oligohymenophorea; Hymenostomatida; Tetrahymenidae
Product: oxalate/formate antiporter protein
Exons: 7
Biological process (GO): positive regulation of MHC class II biosynthetic process; positive regulation of transcription by RNA polymerase II; inflammatory response
Molecular function (GO): protein binding
Source: RefSeq, a predicted model, not a curated record